UUGCUUGCCAAAGACGAAAAAGCAAUUAGUGCACACACCAACCAACUGGUUCGAGAAUUCGUAAAUGAUUUCGUUUUCAUUUUCCGCAACAAAAGUGGUCUACGUCUGUUGCAUGGGAGGUAAAGCCGUAAAGCUAACUCUAUAUAAGACCAAGGCAAACUUCAGAUUAUGGUACAUCCUUCACGAUCACAUAAUUAAGCAAUUACGUUUAACACUCUAAAACAUCUCUCGUUGGCUAUAUUAUAUAUCCUGAAAAGCUCACUCAUGGCAAGUAUUUCUACUGUCUCGGUUCUUGAUAGAAGGCUUGAAGGGAAAGUGGCUCUUAUCAGUGGUGGUGCUAGCGGUAUAGGUGAGGCCACUGCAAGACUCUUCUCUAAGCAUGGAGCACACGUUGUGAUAGCUGAUAUUCAAGACGAUUUGGGUCUCUCUCUUUGCAAACACUUGGAAUCCGCUUCCUAUGUCCAUUGCGAUGUCACAAACGAAAACGACGUUCAAAACGCCGUUAACACAGCGAUUUCCAAGUAUGGCAAUCUAGAUAUCAUGUUUAAUAAUGCUGGCAUAAUUGAUGAGAUAAAAACAAGCAUACUUGACAACAGCAAGUUUGAUUUUGAGAGAGUGAUAAGUGUGAACUUGGUUGGUCCUUUUCUGGGAACAAAGCACGCUGCUAGGGUUAUGAUUCCUGCUAAAAGGGGAAGCAUAAUUAACACUGCUAGUGUUGCUGGAACCUUUAGUGGAGGGGCUUCACAUGCCUACACAAGUUCAAAGCACGCACUAAUUGGACUGAUGAAAAACACUGCGGUGGAGCUUGGACAGUUUGGUAUUAGGGUAAAUUGCUUGUCCCCUUAUGUGGUUGCCACACCAUUGACUAAGAAAUGUUUCAAUCUUGAUGAAGACCGAAAUGGUGAGAUUUAUUCCAACCUAAAAGGUGUUCAUCUUGUGCCAAACGAUGUGGCCGAAGCUGCUCUAUAUUUGGCAGGUGAUGAGUCAAAGUAUGUUAGUGGUCACAAUCUUGUGUUAGAUGGAGGGUUCACCAAUCUAAAUGUAGGAUUUUCUGUGUUUGGGCAGUCUGAGUAAAAAAUGUCUUUUAAUAAUUAUAGUGUUGGUGUUUUGAUGACUGUGUUUAGAGGGCACUGCAGUUCCGAAACUUUAUCUGCCAGCGUAUGUGAAGAAAAGCAAUAUAGGGUAUUAUAAGCCUCAUUCCACGUACACUAGCCGUUUUUGUAUUUGUAUGUAAAAAUUGGAUGAAAUUGGUUUCAUAUA
Messenger RNA from Glycine soja, 1260 nucleotides. Its product is annotated as secoisolariciresinol dehydrogenase-like. Gene Ontology annotation, molecular function: oxidoreductase activity, acting on the CH-OH group of donors, NAD or NADP as acceptor. The coding region runs from base 265 to 1074 and encodes 269 amino acids. The record is from RefSeq and is a predicted model, not a curated record. The transcript is spliced from 2 exons. NCBI's taxonomy places the organism in Eukaryota, Viridiplantae, Streptophyta, Magnoliopsida, Fabales, Fabaceae.